Seminavis robusta is the source of this 3132-nucleotide messenger RNA. The record is from the annotation of a GenBank genome assembly. NCBI's taxonomy places the organism in Eukaryota, Bacillariophyta, Bacillariophyceae, Naviculales, Naviculaceae.
GUCUGCUGGUGAGAGCACCUGGCAAGAUUUUACUUUUUCAGUAGAAAUUUUGAUUUUUCCUCUUUCAUUCAGGUGCCGUUCGCAAUCGCACCACUUCAAGCAACAGACAAACCAAUCAGCACUUGUAGGGAAGGGGAGAGGGAAAGCAUCGCUUUGGAUCUAGACUGUCAUUUGAAAGGAGGGAGGGUAACGCAUCCACUAGCUAGCUAGGCAGCUGACUGGAUGCACGCAUUGUAAGAUAGGAUGGAUUCUACCGGUACAUGUAUCACAGAAGGUCCAUCUUCCCGUUCCAUUGAGAUUCCAACACUGGUUCCAGGAGAAUCCAGACCGGAUGUCUGUUUGGAUAUUUCUGGAAAGCUGAUCUUUUGCUGCCAGCUGUCUCCUAGUAUGGCUUUGUUCACCCUCCACUUGGAUCCAGCGAGCCGAGCUUUAUUCGACGCUACGGAUAAUGCUACCAGGAUUGAUACUAGUGGGGACCCUCCAGAUCUCAUCCCGGAUGCUUCUACUCGUGAAAAUGGCACCAGUACUGCAAGUACUACCGGUAUGAGUGGCAUGACAGUGUUGGAUGUUCUGAUGCACCGCAAGGAAGGAUGGGGAAAAGAGCUCUUGGAAGAAACCUACCAGAGCAUUCGAUCCAUCUGGGAUCAAGAGAUUGCUUCUUGUACUACCAAUGGUGAUCAUAACCAUACUAUCCGACAAUCUACAACCACAAUACACGUGAAUGGCUUUUUGGCUCGGUUAUAUCCCAAACACCCUACAGAUUCCGAUCCCUUGGUGAUGCAUGCCCGUACCAUACGCAUCCAGGAUCAGUCCCUUAUAUUUGCCGCCGAGGAAAUGAUUAUCCAACCCAAAAUUGUCACUGUCACCCCCGAGGACCAAACGGCCCACGACAUGACGGUGGACCGCAAAAAGGAUCGACUCUUUUCCGGUCAAAAAGACAAUAGUCGCUUUGGAAAAUUUGUCGGCUUUUUGUUGAAAGAAUUUGGAGGAUACCCGGCAUUGUCCCAACAACCCGUCUUGGAUGUCGCCGGUGGAGCCGGUGCAUUGGCGUUUGAAUUGUCCAUUCGACACGAGAUUCCCACGGUUGUCGUCGAUACCCAACUGGUCCGAUUCAAAGCAUUUCAACAACGACAUUUGGAUUUCCGCAAAUACUGUUUGGUCCAACUCGCCACCGACUUGUUGCGUGUCAGUCCCAUGGCACACAAUUUGACCAAUCGUAUGCGCAUUAAUGAGUUUGAACAAAUUCAAUGCUUUUUGGAAAGUGAACAUGUCUUGGAAGCCAACGAAUUGGCCGCGAUUGGGGGCAAUCGCAAGAGUAUCCUUCCAAAAGUAGUGUCGCAGGAGGAGGAUUCAUGCAAGCUAAAUCCAGAACAAGCCAAGCUCUGCACAUUGCUCCGCAAUCGCAAAUGUUCCGUCUUGUUGGGAUUGCACCCCGACCAAGCCACGGAUCCCAUUAUUGAUAUUGGAUUGGCCUUGGGGAUUCCUUGGGCGAUUGUACCCUGUUGUGUCUUUCCCAAUCUCUUUCAAACACGACAAUUGGCAUCGUCGGGGAAACCAGUGCGGAGUUACGAGGAUAUCUGCACGUAUAUUCUGGAACGGGAUCCGUCCAUCCAACAAGCGACGCUUCCCUUUCGAGGGCGCAAUCAAGUCUUUUAUUGGCAUCCGCCAGUGGCAAACAAAGAAAAAGCAGCAGCAGGAAAAACAGACACUUGAACAGCAAGAGCAUUGACGUAACAUCAUGUUGCAUCGGCUGCUUGACGGGAUGCAAUGCAAGUACGAUUCGUCGUGAUGGCAUCGUUCUCAGCAGGCAGCAGAAUCCCACCUCAACAAAAUUUAAGCAAGCAAGAUCAGAUCGAUUCCCAAUCGAAGGGGGUUGGAAUGUUGACCACACUGUCCCAUACCAAAGCACAGACUCAACCUCAAGCCUGCACUAUGGACUGCCCGUCCUCUGGAUCGAGUUGGGUGUCGGCUCUGGGUCUUGCAGGAAGUUUCCAGGACAACAAACGCGAAUCAAGAAUCGAGAGCCAUGUGGGAACAAAAUGACAUGGCGAAUCGACAUUCGAAGAUCCAUCGAUCCACACGGAUGUCUGUUCAUCUCCUUGCUCCCACGGUGAAACUAUCAGGAAAAUGACCACGGUAUCAUGGGACAGGAAGUUGAUCACUAGGUCACAGUAAUAGGUAGUAGAAUUUCUCUUAAGAAAUCAUUAUGGGGCGUUGUGUCUAUCAAGAAACAAAGAAACAAUGGGAGGUUUACAGCUGGCGGCGCUACCAAGCAAGGAGCAUAUUGUGGUAAAGUGUUGGUGAUGCGCUUUCCAGCGAGGGAAGGUAGAAACAAAUAACAGGAGGGAUUGUAGUGUUGUUGUGUUUGUUUGUGUAGUAUUUUUUUAGGACAUGAGGGAAAGUUCCAUUCCCACCACCCCAUUAUCCCGCGAGGAGAAGCAGUCUUCCUCCAAAAGCGUCUGUCGCUCCAAGCUGGCGGCAGCAUUGUGUCUCUUUCGCAGCACCCCUGCAACGACUUUGGAUUUGACAUUCUGGAUGGCUCUUCCAAUGGCCGAUAAUUGACUGCUGUCUGAAGCACACGAAGAGGCAUCAUCAUUGCGAUCAUGUCUUUGACGAUGCCCACUUCGAUGAGCACGAAGCUGCUCGCUGAUCCAACGAUGAUAUUCCUUGUCCGUGGGCAGAGGCUUUUUGGGAUCGAGCCAUUCUCGUGGCGGUGUCAACACAAUGCGUUCCCGCGGAACAAUAUUCCUCUCGUCAUUGCUGUCCAAGGAUUGCAGUUCCAUGCCAAAAUCUUCAUCGUAGUAGUAGCCUUCGCUCAUCAUCUUUGCUGUGUUGUCUUGUGAGUGGCUUCAAGUGGUGUGGAGUCUUUUGUGUUGUGUUUCCUGGGAAGGCUUCAAUAGCUGUCCGGUUUCCUCUCAAGUAAAGUGAACAGGGAAAGAGCUAUUUUCGCCGGGUUUGUGAGCACUUGGUUGUGUUGUUGUUGGCAGUUGGCAUGGACAACACAACGUCAGUCACAGUCAUUAAUUCGUGGUGUUUUGUUCGUGAAAUAAAGCCAUCGCCAAUCGCCAAGUAAGUUGCAAGCAAGUCUUAGUCUUUCUCAAUCCCACGUGCAGACCAGUAUCUUUUCAAAUA